This is a messenger RNA of Leptopilina heterotoma, 1498 nucleotides long. RefSeq lists its product as uncharacterized. The transcript has 7 exons. Bases 213 to 1472 code for a protein of 419 amino acids. NCBI's taxonomy places the organism in Eukaryota, Metazoa, Arthropoda, Insecta, Hymenoptera, Figitidae. The record is from RefSeq and is a predicted model, not a curated record. Gene Ontology annotation, molecular function: receptor ligand activity.
GGGACUUGAAGGCGAAGCUUAUGUUACCAAGAGUUUCUCGUGAGGCGAAUUCACGGCGUCCACGCCAUAUAUCGUGGACCGAGGAUUUCCGUUUUUUUUAAUAUACAGAGACGAGAGAAAAAACAUCAGAAAUGCGUGUUAAGAGGCAAUUAAUUAGAAACGCAUGACUCGAAAGUGUAAAAGAUUUAAAAAAAAUUCUCAAAAACGAGGGGAUGGACGCAAAUUUGAAAAUGGAACCUCCAAAAAAUGAUAUCAAAGUUUUCGUCAAGGAUCCCUUAUUAGAAAAUAAAACGAACCUCAUUGAGUGGAAUGUUGAUAUGAAUGUUAUUCUCUCUGGAUCAAAGAAAUUACAAUUUAUUCAGAGGAUAAAAAAUCUCCUGAUUUUCAUUUUAGUGGUUGCAUUUGCAGUCGUGUUCUCUCAUUUGAAAGGAGAAAUUCGUGCCUUACAAGUUCAGAUAAACGACAUGAAUGCAAACUUUGUGAUAUUAAUGUUGAAAUAUGAGAAAUUAGAGAAAAAUUGUAAUUUCCUUCAACGAUCGUACGAGAGAUUUCAAAUGAACACAAGGGAUUUGAAGAGGUUCUCGAGAAGAGAUUUCAAUCAUCAAAUUCCAUUACGGCCAACAACAACAAUAGUUGAGAGCCUAAAACAAAAUGAAAAAGAAAUGGAAAAAAAUCUAAAUUCCAGAAAUGAUAAUAAUUUUCAAAGUCUCGAGCAAGAAAAUUCAAAGUUUAUGAGGGGGAAAAAAAUAUUACGAACUCGAAGAUCUUUAUUAAUAGCGAAAAAAAAUUCAACAGAUGUUGAUUUUUUGCUUGAAAAUGAUAAAAGUGAUUACUAUGAAGAUGAAGAAGAGACGGAGGAGGAGGAAGAAGAUGUAAAUGAUAAAUUUACUGAAUCGGAGAGCAGUGAAUAUAGAAGUUCUCGAGCACGCAGAGAUGAAGGAAGAGGUAAAGAGGCGAGAAAGAACAAAAACAAAGGGAGGCCCAAACGCAGUCGCAGGCGAUUGGGUCCCUGGAUAGCAACUUUUGUUGGAGCCCAACCCGAGCAAUUCGUGACUGACUCAGGUAUUUUCAUCGGGCCUUGGGUGAAAAGUUCGAGAAACGAAUCGCGCUAUAAUUUCAACAAGUUUCAUCUAGUCGAGAAUGAAAAGUCCAUUGAAGUUACCACUAACGGCCUUUACAUGAUCUCAACGCAGAUAUUUUACUUCGGAGAAUCGACGAAUUAUUCAUAUUGGAUUCUAUUGAGUUCCGAGGGUUCAUCGAUACCGCAAAGACUCGCGAAAUGUGCGACAGUUUCGGCAGAGACAGUUACAGAAGUUUCGUGUCACACGAGUAUAAUAAUUCCACUAAAAAGAGGAGAUCGAGUGCGAUUACAGCAACAAGAACGUAAUAGAUUAAUAAAUCUUCGUGAGGGUCACAGUUAUAUUCAAAUAGCCCUUUUAUCGAAUGAUAUUCAAAAAAGAAGAUUAACAUGAAACGUUUAAUUUCUGAAAAAGGAGAA